This is a messenger RNA of Salvelinus sp. IW2-2015, 4305 nucleotides long. Its product is annotated as E3 SUMO-protein ligase ZBED1. Gene Ontology annotation, molecular function: DNA binding; protein dimerization activity. Gene Ontology annotation, biological process: regulation of transcription by RNA polymerase II. The record is from RefSeq and is a predicted model, not a curated record. Lineage: Eukaryota; Metazoa; Chordata; Actinopteri; Salmoniformes; Salmonidae. Gene Ontology annotation, cellular component: nucleus.
ACCGCAAACGACAGUUUCUAUUGGACAAAUCCCAUUUCGUACCAUCUGUUUCGGUAAACGGUUUCCAUAAUGAAUACGCUCCUGCUGUGAUACAUUGUUGUAGGAAGAAUAAUUCUGGAUACAUUUGUGUCAUUGCGCGUAUCAMCGAAAUAUUACUACAAACAAUGGAGGACUAUCAACCACUCAGUUGAAGUUUACAUAGACGUUUUGGCUUUAAAUUGGAUGCUAAAAAAGCAUAGUAUACUGUUCUCAUUGUGAGCAAAGCUUUUCCUACCAUCACAGCAAUAUACGCUUGCAAUACCAUUUGCUGGGGGGAAAAACACAGGUGAUCAACGGUCCCUAGUUUGAGACAGGUUCCUAAACUCCUGGGCUCAAACUCCUUGGCGGUGAAAAUAUUUCAGUCAGGAGAACAUCUUGAGUGAUCUCCGACAACUCUAACAUGGAUUUCCGAGGGUACCCCCUGUCCAGCAGUCUGGCCCCAAAUUUGAGGAGAAGGGGGGAACGGGGAGCAACAGGACUGGUUCUGGAUAGGCGCAAGUCAACCGUUUGGAAUUACUACAUCCAGCUUAAUGAGAUGUAUGUUGAGUGUAAUAUAUGCAAGAGGCAGUUGUCUUUUCACAACAGCACUACGACUAUGAGGGAACACCUUGUCCGCAAACAUAAUAUACGCGACAAYGCACCACCUGUACUUGAUAACACAGCAGUGGCCGGGGCCCCGAUUCCAGCUACAUCACUCCAGCCAAUGGCCCAGCCCGGAUUCCCCUGCAACAUCUCUACUACAUCUGCCACAGCCAACACAUGCAUGUUCCAGACAGAUUUGCACAUAGUUGUAAAAGAGGAGCAGCAGGAYGCUGACUUAUCUCCUGAACAAGGGACGGCCAAACGUGCCCGAAUCACAUGUGCUCCUCCCCUAGAUGUAGGAGGCGGUGCCAAUGCAAUCCCUGUCACCAGCCAAGAUCUGGAACCGUCAAACUCAAAUACUGGAUUACUAUACAGUGAAAACAACAACUUUGGUGAUACCAACCGUAGUGGUAUCACCACCAAAGAAUCCAAUGGCAAGCGUACUGGGGUUCUGACUGACCUAAUAUUGGAAAUGGUGUACAGGGACUUGCAACCACUGUCUGUGGUGGAGGAGAGGGGAUUUCGUCUUCUAUUGAGCUGCUUAGAACCACAGUACCCAGUGCCGUCUCCCUCUCAGCUUGGCAGCCUUCUUUGGCAUCACUAUGAUGUUCUGAAACGGCACCUGCAGCAGUAUCUUCAGUCUGGCCUGGCUCCACGUUGCAUAACACUUUGCACUGAGUACUGGCAGUCCGUAGCAGGUUGUGCGGUGGGAGCAGGCGGUCGGCUCUUCUUCACUGUAAGUGCACAUUUUGUUGACAAAGACUGGCGCUUGGCCCGUUGUGUGCUGCAGACCUGUCCCAUGCCCGAUAUCAGAGAGAAGAUUUGUGAAAGAGGUUUCCUUCAAUUUGGGGACACGCUGAAGGCAGUUCUCUCUGAAUUCCAUCUUCCCCAGAGCUCUGUUUUCUGUGUUGUACAUGACACUCCCAGGAUCUCAGAGGCCAGAGGGACUGAGAAUAUGGGAGUCCCGAAAGAAAAAGUUAAUCGUACUGCUGGACCACACCAAUCACCUCAGGAUCUCCCAGAAGGCUGGGUAGCGUUACACUGUGCAGGGGAAGCCCUCAAACUCUGCAUCCAGGAAGGACUAUGGAUGGAACCUGUCAGACAGGCUCUUGCGGAGGCCCGCAGGAUUAUCUCACAUUUCCAGCAUGACGCACCUGCUGCCGCCGCUCUGAUCCACAAGGCAGAGGCGGCGAAUAAGGCAGGCGCUUGUCUAGUGCUGGAUGACCCAGGGCGCUGGGCAACUGCUAUCGACAUGUGUGAGAGUCUGCUCGAGCUGAAGUGGGUGGUGAGCUCAGUUCUCGAGGAGCAGAAAGCUGCUCCAAAUUUAGCGGACCACCAGUGGCGCCUCCUCCAGGAACUGGUGCCAGUACUUAAGACCGUGCGCAUCGCUGCCUCCUUCUUGAGCGAGGACAUCAAUUUGUCCAUCUCCGCCCUUAUGCCGUGCCUGCAUGGCGUAUCUCGUGUCCUAGAGCAACACAUCGCAGAGACCAGCUGCCCUGUGGCUCGGGGAGUAAUGGAGACGGUGCGGUCAGGGAUGGAGCGACAGUGGAGACUGGGUGAAGAGGAAGCCUUACUGGACAGCCCUGCCGUCCUCUCCUCAUUCCUGGACCCGAGGUUUAAGGAGCUGCGCUUCCUCAGCCCACAUGCACGUAGUAGGCUGCAYGACAAGGUCAAGGAACUAUUAUCUGCUCAAGCACAAAUAGAGGUGGAGGAAAUGAGCAGAGAGUGUGACAAAGGAGGCGASGAUGAGGAUGGCGAAGAGGGAAGGGAAAAGGAAGUGAGGAAUCGGGGAUUGGAUCACUCACAGUCAACCAUCGCUCCUCUGGAUUCACCUGUGUCCUGUGAAUCAAAUGAAGAGGGGGACAUUAUUGUGCUGCAGCAACAGUUAAAGAGGCUGUCCCAGACUGCCCCGUCACAGGUCAGUGGAGAGGGACUGGGUGAAGGCUCRCGCUGCAGUGCUGGAAAUGGUCCCAGGAGAGUAGCAGGACUGUCUAGCCUGUUAAAAGGAGACCUGCAGCCCCCUGCUUAUAGGCAAGUGAGUCAUGUGGCCAAAAGCAUGUACGACAUACUGCUUGGAGAGGAUCCCACUGAGCGAAUGCCUGAGAUCCACCAACAGCUGGAGAACUACAUUGCAGAGCCGCUGUGCAAACGCAGCCUGUCACCUCUCCACUGGUGGCGCUCUAAGGAGCAUCGCUUCCCUGCCGUGGCCAGACUUGCCCGCACAUUUCUGGCUAUCCCUGCUACUGCUGUGCCUGCAGACAGGGCCUUUGCUCCUAGAGAGACUACUGUUGCUCAACGCAGGGCCAUUCUGGGGCCCCAUCAUUUAGAUCAUAUUCUAUUCCUUCACCAGAACAGCGACUAUGUGGAGAAACUGAUGGGAGGGUCUACGGGGCAAGAAGAGAGGGGCAGUGACAGGAAUGGAGCCAAGCAGACUCUGUAUCAGUCUUUAGUGUCCUACGAGAGCAAGGCUUGGGUGGGAGGGGAGAAGUUGUGAUCAGUCUACAUACCUUGUUUUCUAAAGUAAAGAACUAUGUUGUGCAUAGGCCUCUGAGAAAAGAUCCAUCCAUUCAUGCCCAAGAUUUAUCUGACUUCAACUCAUCUAGGUGAAGAGUUUGAAAAAUCAACGACAAGGCAAAGCAAAUAAUACAGCUACUGGACUCAAGACACACUUGUGUGGCGUCUGUAUUUACAUGUAAAAUAGUGUCUGGCCUACAUAUCUACAUUUGAGUUGUGAUUUACAUCAUACAUCAUUGUAAAGUGCUUUCAGAAAUAUGUAGCCUAUGUGUAAAGGUGUGCGAAGUUGUAGAUGUACRGUCACUCUUGUUGAAUGGCAACAGAAAUGCAUGUUAUUCUUGGUUUGCAUAAAGUAAAAUCACUGGUUCAAAUGAGAAGCUUGUACAGUAAUUGCAGCAUGAUGUCGAUUUAGAAAUGAGAAGCGUCUCAAACACUAACUGUGAAAAACUGUUGUAAUUAAAGGAAUGGYUGAAAACAACAUUGUUCAGACAAACACAUUUAUUUUAAAACACCUGAGUGAGACAAGUUUAACUUUCAUCAACACUCUCACAUAGAGGACAUGCCAGUCAGGUAAAGGCCGUACACUUCCUGAACUAGUGGAUUGUUCAUCAAGAAUUUUAACUUAAAGAACAUAACACAAGAUCCAAUCCAGAAGUGUUAAACUCAGGCCAAAACKGUUUGUGAGGAGCGGGCCACAGUUCAGUAAAUACAUUCUCUGUUCUCAGCUGCCCAGGAUCUAACCCUGAUUCAUAUUCAUUUUUUAUAACCAAUUGUCAAUGUCUUGUAGUUGUAUACAAAGAGUAAUAACUCCAAUAAUAACUGAAUUCUUUUACAAUGGAUUAUUCAAUUGAGCAUACCAGGCAAACUUUGGCUUUCAUAUUGACACAAAUGUAAUUAAAACCACAGGACAUUUUAGCAAGGAUUUCAGGUUGCUUAAAAAGAGCAUGUUGUUUAGAAACUUUAGGACAAUGUGAACCAACAAUAACAGAACCAGUUGUCCAACAACAGAGAAUGACAAAGGAACAUGAAUGCAACAUCACAUAAAGUYCUAAACCUUAUAGUAAGUAGGGUGUGUUUUUUGGAGAGAAAAAAAACAUGUCAAUUGUCGUUGCUUUCUAUAGUUUAACAUUAUUUCUGAAGUGAUUUUCAAUAAAUACCUGCCAAUAUGAA